Molecule: messenger RNA, 1473 nt
Organism: Ornithodoros turicata
Lineage: Eukaryota; Metazoa; Arthropoda; Arachnida; Ixodida; Argasidae
Product: acyl-CoA Delta-9 desaturase-like
Exons: 5
Coding region: 183-1130 (315 amino acids)
Biological process (GO): unsaturated fatty acid biosynthetic process
Cellular component (GO): endoplasmic reticulum membrane
Molecular function (GO): iron ion binding; stearoyl-CoA 9-desaturase activity
Source: RefSeq, a predicted model, not a curated record
CCUUGUAGACACAAUGGCUAGGCUCAACACGUUGCGUUCAGAGGUGUGAUUAAACUGUGGCAGAGGUCCUUGGAAUAAAUACUCUGCCACGUGCCAGGAGCGACUCUGUCCGUAUAGAGCCGGGAAAGAAGUAGGAUUGCAGGAUCUUGUGCUGAGGGAUUCCGCGUUUCUAGGUGCAGAAGAUGCCCCCGCAGAGUCAGCACGAUGUCCUCGAAAGGAGCCCUGAUGCUGAAAUAAAACCUCCAGAAGGAAGAGCGGUCAUUGUUUGGGGAAACGUAGCAUUGUUUGCGUUCCUGCACAUUGGGGCACUCUACGGACUUUACAUCGCAUGCUUCUACGCAAAGUGGGGUAGCAUCGUCUUCAUUCUCAUCGCCCUUGAGGUGAGUGGACUAGGAGUAACCGCUGGAGCACACAGGCUGUGGUGCCACAGAGCUUACAAGGCCAAGUUUCCUCUACGUGUCUUCCUCAUGCUAUGCAACAACAUUGCGCUCCAGAACUCAGUGUAUGAAUGGUCAAGAGAUCAUCGUGUGCACCACAAGUUCUCUGAGACGGACGCCGAUCCAACGAACAUCAAACGUGGACUCUUCUUUUCCCACAUUGGGUGGCUCAUGAGCAAGAAGCACCCCGAAGUGAUACGCAAAGGAAAAACAAUUGACUGCUCCGACUUGCUUCAGGAUCCCGUAUUAAUCUUCCAACGCAGGUACUACGUUCCACUUGCAACAACGUUCUGCUUCAUUCUUCCCACUGUCAUUCCUCACUGGCUUUUUGACGAAUCCUAUUGGAACGCGUUCUUCGCCUGUGCCAUGUUUCGCUACGUGCUAUCACUACAUGUCACGUGGCUUGUCAACGGAGUGGCCCAUCUGUGGGGCACCCGGCCGUACGACAAAAGUAUAGCACCUGCAGAGAACAUCCUCGUUUCUGCGGUAGCUGCUGGCGAAGGAUUUCACAACUACCAUCACGCGUUUCCUUGGGACUACUCGACGAGUGAAAUGGGAUGGAAGUGGAAUAUCACCACCAUGUUCAUAGACGCGAUGGCUGCAUUAGGUUUGGCCUACGACCUCAAGACUGCUUCCAAGAGUAUGGUGCAGGACAGGAUAAACAGGACGGGAGAUGGAAUGAAGAAGAACUGACUGGUGAUAGGUUGGUUACAACCUGAUUGUGAUUACAGAGGCAGAUAGACUCAGUGCCAGUGGAGGUGUAGAAAGCCGUGGAAAGCGUGUUCCUUGGGUGGCCCUCAAUCUUCAUUGUGUUCCGUCGCCUGUCACCCAGAGAAACGUCAAGAAGUAGGAUUACAGAAGCAUUGAACGUUUGGAAGGCAUUUGGGGGAGGAGCCCUAGGAGACUGGUGGUCAAGAAGAACUUUCUUCCUUAGGCAAAAUGUCCUCCAACCAUAGGAUAUUAGCCUUGUUGUUAAGUAUCGUUCACUACAUGUUAUAUUACGUUUUCUGAAAAGAAUUAAAAGCCUCAAAUUUUG